AUUUUCCUGUAAAAAGAGAGCAUAAAUUCAGUUGCAGCGUCUCAUUCAUUUAUUAUUUCCUUUUCUUUUCUUAUAUCAUCAAAUUUUUAAGCCUGUAAGGUUUCAAGGUAGAAAAACAAAACAAGACAUUUUCUGUUUACUCAUAAAUAAGAAACCUAGUUACUCACUGAAUGGUAGGCUCCACCAAAGAAGCCAGAUCCCGCCAAUGUCCCAUUUCUAGGCCAAUUUCUAAAUCUUAUGUCAAAUUUUUUAUCCAUAUUUUGAACUAGCAAAUCCCUAAUAAUAGGACAUAAGCAGGAUUCCACGUAUAUCCCUAAUGAUGUUAACGAACGCCUGCCCACCAUAAAUCUCGGAGGAGAAAGGGGAAUGAUUAAUUGAGAAAGAGGGCGUGGGGGAGGAGGCAUGGCCGACCGAAGGUCACCAGCAAUGCCGGCGGCCUUGGUUCGGAACGGAGGAGGAGGAAGAAAACGAGAGAUGCGGCCAGGGGCGACAACAAAUGAGGGAUGGAUCACAGACAAGCCUUGGCAGUUGUGUCCAAACUCUAUAUCCGACAAAACCUAUCGGUAUGAAAUGUCACCAACCGGGAAGUACACCAAGUUGUCAAAUCAGAAUCCCUCAAGAAAAAGUUGUCAACAGAAAGCUCUUCCUUUGCAUAUAUAGUAUUGCCGCCUUAUACAAACAACAAAAAUCAAAAACUUCAACGACGAGCGCAGCCGGGCAAUUUUCCAUGGCACCGCUCGAAGCUCACGAGCUCCUUGCAUGCCUCCUGGUCGCCGUAGCUACCCUUCUCCUCUUCAGGCGGCUGCUCCCUCAUCGGCAACCUCCACCAGCUUCCCUGCCUCGCCCGAGGGGCCUGCCCCUCAUCGGCAACCUCCACCAGCUCGGCGCGCUCCCGCACGACUCCCUCGCGUCCCUCGCCGCCGCGCACGACGCGCCGCUCAUGCUGCUCCGCCUGGGCUCCGUGCCCGCGCUCGUCGUCUCCACCCCGGACGCGGCGCGCGCGCUGUUCCAGCGCAACGACCGCGCCCUGUCAGGCCGCCCGGCGUCGCUCGUCGCGGCCACCAGGUUCUCCUACGGCCUGCAGAGCAUCUCCUUCGGGCCUCCCGACGGCGCGUUCUGGCCCGCCGCACGCCGGGCGUGCCUCUCGGAGCUCCUCGGCGCGCCCCGCGUGCGCGCGUUCCGCGACGCCCGGGAGCGCGAGACCGCCGCGCUCGUCGCGGCCGUGGCGGAUGCGUCGGAAGCCGGCGCGCCCGUGGACCUGAGCGACAUGCUUGUCGCCGCGAGCAACAACAUCGUGCGUCGUGUCGCCUUCGGCAGCAGCAACGGCGGCGGGGGAGAUGGCGGCAUGGACGCGAGCGCUGUACUCAAGGAGACGCAGAGGCUUCUCGGUGGCUUUUGGGUCGCCGACUACGUGCCGUGGCUCGGGUGGCUGGACGCGCUCCGUGGCAUGCGGGGCCGCCUGGAGCGGAACUUCCAUCAGCUCGACGCGUUCUACGAGCGCGUCAUCGACAGCCACCUCGACAAGCGCAAUUCCGGAGCCUCCGACGAAGAGGAGGACUUGGUCGACGUGCUCCUCCGCCUGCACGGUGACCCGGCUCAUCGGAGCACGUUCGGAAGCCGCGACCAGAUCAAAGGCAUCCUCACGGACAUGUUCAUCGCCGGGACCGACACGUCGGCGGCGGCGGUGGAGUGGACGACGACGGAGCUAAUCAACCACCCGGAGAUCCUCGCCAAGGCGCAACACGAGGUACGCAACGCGGUCAGCGACACCGACGCCGACAUGGUCCGGGAGCCUGACCUGCCGCGGCUGAGCUACCUGAAGCUGGUGAUCAAGGAAUCCAUGAGGCUGCACCCGCCCGUGCCGCUGCUGGUGCCCCGGGAGACCACGGAGCCGAUCACGGUCCAGGGCUACGGCGGGCACGAGAUACCGGCCGGGACGCGGGUGUUCGUCAACGCGAAGGCCAUCGGAGCGCACCCCGGCGCGUGGGGGCCCGACGCGGCGCGGUUCGUGCCCGAGCGGCACGCGCAGGCCGGGGCGGACGCCGAAGACCACAAGCCGUGGCACGACAGCUUCGCGCUCGUGCCGUUCGGGAUCGGGCGGAGGAGCUGCCCCGGCGUGCACUUCGCCACGGCCGUCGUGGAGCUGCUGCUCGCCAAUUUGUUGUUUUCCUUUGACUGGCGCGCGCCGCUACCAGGAGGCAAGGUGGACACGGAGGAGGAGAACGGGCUCACGGUGUACAGGAAGAACCCUCUCCUGCUGCUCGCGAAACGAAUCAAGAAGCGUGAAGCGAGUCAGUGAUACGGUUUGAUACGUGUCAUGCACCUAAUUAGAUUUUCCGAAUUAAUUAUGGAGUACGAUGAUGUUGUAAGCUAUGUUGGCGUAUGGCAAGACAACUCAUUGUGAAUCGGCAAUACUCUCUCCGUUCCUUAAAUUACGACGUACUCCCUCCAUUUCAUAAAGGUUAGCGUAUUUUGUUUCGUUAAGACAAUGUUUUGACCAA
This is a messenger RNA of Brachypodium distachyon (stiff brome), 2501 nucleotides long. RefSeq names its product cytochrome P450 71A9. The record is from RefSeq and is a predicted model, not a curated record. Lineage: Eukaryota; Viridiplantae; Streptophyta; Magnoliopsida; Poales; Poaceae. The coding region runs from base 497 to 2299 and encodes 600 amino acids. The transcript has 2 exons. Gene Ontology annotation, molecular function: iron ion binding; monooxygenase activity; oxidoreductase activity, acting on paired donors, with incorporation or reduction of molecular oxygen.